Molecule: messenger RNA, 1575 nt
Organism: Fusarium coffeatum
Lineage: Eukaryota; Fungi; Ascomycota; Sordariomycetes; Hypocreales; Nectriaceae
Exons: 1
Coding region: 1-1575 (524 amino acids)
Biological process (GO): DNA damage response
Cellular component (GO): nucleus
Molecular function (GO): histone H3K56 acetyltransferase activity
Source: RefSeq, a predicted model, not a curated record
AUGGCCAACACUAAUGAUCUAGGCGCUCGUCUAGCGUCUGUUCUCCCCAAAGGCCACGAUUUUACGACGUUCCAUAUUUCAACGCCUCCUACGAAAACAGAUACUCUCUACUCGCCGCCGCCGAACGAGCGUCCUGAAAGAACAUAUUGCGAGAACCAUUUCCUCGCCGUUUCAAUCAAUGCACCCGAUGAACCAGGGAAACAAGUUCUAGUCCUUGGAAUUGAAGUCUUUAUAUAUACAACAGCUCGAUCAACUACGUUAUUCGUCUCCAAAGCAGACUCGACCGGUUAUCUCACUCUACUCAACCUCCCCAAGGGAACACCGAGUCCUAUCCGCGAGAUAUGCGCUACCUUUGUCGGAUUCCUAGUCGAGAAGAGAAGAAGAAAGGACAUACAAUUCGUCGUAAAUUUGUUUGCGCGCGCUCAAGAUCAAUACCUCUUCCCUGGUAGCAUCGACAACAAGGGCAAGCACGUCCUCGACGAUCGUGGCCUUAUCAAAUGGUGGUGUCGCGUGCUCGAUCCCCUCCUCGGCCCGGCGCCUAAAACCACAGAAGCACCAUGGAAGAGCGCAAAGGGUUACAUCGUCGUUCCCGGUCUAGAAACAAACGAGACUCGAGCCCUUACACCGCGAAAAGCAGAUUCUGCAUGGGAGUUUACACAUCCUCUAGAACGCAUAUCGCAUUACUACCGUGAAUUCGACUGGGUACCACCACGAUGUCUGAUCCCUCACUUUCCUGAUGAUCCAAAGUCCCGGUUCCGAGAUGAAUUAGAUGAGGAAGCUGGAGGCUCGCAAGCGAUGAAGAAACAGGCUAGUUGGAAGAGUGUCAAGACCUUGAGUAUGUUCUGGGAGAUGAUGGCGUAUCGACAAGAAUGUUCGAGUGGUCGUAUGACGGGCUUUAUCUGGCUUGUCUUUGAUGAUCAAGAACCAGCCCCCAAGAUCGAUGACUCCCAAUCAACAGCUCCGCCAGAAACACCAAAGAAGCAGCGUAUCGUGCAAAUAACACCGACAACAACGCCCAGAAAGCUUUUCCCCUCCAAAGAUAAGAAAGAUAAGAAAGACUCCAAGGUCAAGAAGAAGGCCAAAAAGACUCUGAAGGGCCCUAUUAUUGCUCGAAACCCUCGUGUCAAGCGAGCAAAGCACAACUAUCUACUCGACCACCCCGCCAACACAAAGUAUUACUCAUGGACACCCCAAGGCCGUGGUGAAAAGAUCGUCGACGAGGCAACAUACAAGCGCAUUGUAGAAUUGUUACUUCAUCUAGACUUUGCUACGCUCAACAAAGCAGUGGGUAGUACUCGCCGCUGGUUGAAUGAGAGCGGAGGAGGUAGUAAAUGGGGAACUAUCGUUUCUGGUUCACGAGAGACACCAGUUGCCUCAGUAUCAAAUAGUGAUGCUGGAGUGAACAACCUGACUGGUCUCGUCAAGCGAAAGCGCACUGAUUCGACUAUUGACGAUAAUCAGAGCAAGGUUAAUGUCCUUAGUGCUGGUUUGGUCAAGAAGAAGCCAAAGGAGGAGUCCAAAGCCGAGGUCAAUGUACUCCCAACCGGUCUUAUCAGAAAGAAGUCCAAGGAUUAA